Nannizzia gypsea CBS 118893 is the source of this 4077-nucleotide messenger RNA. RefSeq lists its product as hypothetical. The coding region runs from base 1 to 4077 and encodes 1358 amino acids. The transcript is spliced from 6 exons. Lineage: Eukaryota; Fungi; Ascomycota; Eurotiomycetes; Onygenales; Arthrodermataceae. Gene Ontology annotation, cellular component: membrane. The record is from RefSeq and is a predicted model, not a curated record.
AUGGCUUCCAGAAGAGCAUCCAGACCGCAUGACGAACCCCAGAACUACAGCCCGGCCCACAGAAGCAACGGGACAAUGCAUAGGAGUGGCUACCCAGACCAGCCGCUGAUUCAAGAUGAAGAUGAAUUACCGUACGACUCGGUCUCGCCCAAUGGAGCACAGGACACCCUUAUGAACCCGCCCAUGAGCCCUAACGGCGCAUACCAGAAAGUAAACUCACAGUCAACAUCGAUACAACAAACCCCAGCAUCACCAAUUAUGAACUCACCACCCCAAUCACAAGCGAGCGCCGAGUCCUCGCCUGUAGUGCGCCAAAACUCACAGACAGCCUCUAGACAGAAAAAGGCAGCAAAGGAAUGGGCUCCUGCAAGGUCACCACUGAAAAAACUAGAAUUAACGCUGAAUGAUAUAAGCAAAGAAGAAAAGCGUGCAAGAGUCGAAGAGGCUGAGAUGCUUCUGAGGGAAGCUCGAGCAGGCCUCCAAGGCAAGAAAGUCAGCCGUGAUGCAGGCGGUAAACCACAUCUCGCUCCAGACAGCGGCAGGAACAAGGAGAACACGUUCAAACCCACAAAUAUUGAAGAAGCCGGCCUCCUGAGAAGUUUAAGCACUAAGCAGAAAGACAAGAUUCGUGAAAGUGCUCAGAUGGAACUAAAAAAGCCAGAUCCAGACCAGCUCUCUGAUAGUCAAGCGGGCGGGUUCGAGUACGAGAGAACUCAUCCCCCCAUGGGCUACGACUCACCUUCCUCUUUCAACGAUCGUGCACAAGUAUCGGAUAAGAAUCACUAUAGCCAGCUGCCAGGAGCUCCACUGCCGAAAGGCAGCCAAGGGCAGCAUCCAAGAGACCUCUUUGAGCCUCCCAUGGAGGAGCAUAGCUCGGGAGAACCUUCUCCCCAGACUGAAGAUGCAAAGAAUGGCCAAAGCAAACAAAAGCAUGCAUCAGUGUCCUUUGCUGUUCCCCCACCAACGCCCCCGCCGGUUUCUGAAUGGAUGCAUGCGGUAGUUGGACGGUUAUGUUUGAGCGAUUUUGACCUCCGGAUGCCAGAGAUGGACAGGGACUGGAGAGGACGGGGAAGCAGAGGGGCCAGAAAUGCGCAUAGAGGGAUUGAGAGUGGCCUACCUAGAGUCUCACUCAAGAAAAACACACCAUUCAACCCCCCUCUAUAUCUAAAGUGUGGACCUCUCCUUCGAUUCACAGGCACGGCCAAGGAGACGGUAGACUCGCCGAGUGGUCCCUGUGACCGAGAGAUUUGGCGAGGAUCUAUCUUGAUUGUUACUCAGGACUCUGCAUCGUUCUAUGAUACCCCACCGACUCUAAGAAUAUUCUCGCAGCCAAAGGAGUUAAUUCCACCACCUCCACACAGUGUUCCUGGUGAACAUGAUUCGCCCCUCGCGCCAGAAUACGUUGAUCCUAUAGCCGGCCUAGGGAAAGUAGGCAGGAAUGGUAAUUUGCUUUAUGUCAAACCUGUGGACCAUAUAGAAGAAGGGCUGGAUCUUUGCUAUGAUGAGACGGAGGAAGGGUUAUUUGAACGGUCCCCCAGCCAAAUUGACUACGCGGCUAAUCGUCGUGUAUCAAUCCCGCCUGACACCAGGAUCCAAGGUAUUGACGGAGAAAUGGUUGGGAAAUACAAGGUGGUUAAAGCCAGCCGGAUAUAUGUAGACCCUGGCAGAGACACUACGUUCUGGCGAUUUAGUCUGGAAAUCGAACUUGGGGACAAGGAGGAGCAUGUUGCAUACCGUAUCAAUAACGGGUCCGUGGUCGGUUUCUGGGUGCCUGCCAGGGGUCAAACAAUGAACAUCUUAUACCACACUGGAAAUGGAUUUAGCAUGUCAGUCGAUACGGACAAGUACAGUGGUCCUGAUCCGAUGUGGCGAGAUGCCCUUAAUGCACAUCAGUCUCGUCCAUUCCACGUCAUGAUUGGCGGAGGGUCUCAAAUUAACAAUAACCCCAUUACCGUGGAAGCUGACCAUUUCCGAAAAUGGUUGGAGAUGAAAGGGAAGAAUGAAAAACAUGAAUACCCCUUGAACCUUGACAUAAAGGGGGAACUGGAGGAGUUCUACCUUGAGAAUUAUGCAGCUUGGUUUUCCCAGGGGCUGUUUGGCAUGGCAACUUCCCAAAUUCCCAUGGUCAAUAUGUGGGAUGAUAACGACAUUAUCGGCGGCUACGGCUCCUUUACGGAUGAGUUGAUGAAAUCUCCUGUUUUCUCAGGGCUUGGAAAUGUUGCAUUCAAGUAUUACUUGCUCUUCCAACAUCAAACUGCGGUCGAGGAGACGGAGGAGCACGAACCAAGCUGGCUUCUUGGAUCGGCUGAAGGACCUUAUAUCCGACAAAAGAGCAGAAAUCUGCUGAUGAAUUUGGGCGAAAGAAUAUCGCUUUUGGCAAUUGAUUGCCGUACUGAACGAUCGAAAAUGGACAUUAUGAUUGAUGAAAGUUAUGACCUGAUCUGGGACCGAUGCCACCAGCAGAUUAUGAAGGGGGAAACAAAACACUUACUAGUGCUGGUUGGAGUUCCGGUUGCAUUCCCGAGACUUUCAUUAAUUGAGGGAGUUCUCAAAGGCCCCGCAAAGGCUCUUGGGCGAAAUGGCGUCUUCCGCAACCCAAGCACUAGGAUCGAAAAUACUUCGGAGAAGAUGGACGACCAGUGGACUGCAAAACAACACAAGCUUGAGCGGAAAUGGCUGAUAGAAGAUUUGCAAGAACUGGCAGCGGAGAAAUCGAUGAGAGUAACUAUACUAGGCGGCGGAGCCAACCUUGCGGCUGUUGGGCAGUUCUAUUCCGACCCCAAUCUACAAAUUCCCAAAGACAAGGACUACAGAUACAUGCCGAACGUAAUAGCUUCCCCGAUAGUGGACGCGCCUCUCUCAGAGAUCAUGACCGACACCCUUAACAAACGCAACAAGGUGCAUACGCUGGACCUCAAAACAGUCGAGGACAUGCGAGCAAUGUUUUGGCAUGAUGUAGAAGGUCAGCCACGAAAUAACAAGCGACUGCUACCCCGGAGAAACUGGUGCUCUAUCAGAGAAUACACCCCAGGAUGUACUCCUCCCGCUACACCCCCGCCCGAACCCACUUCCCCAGCUUCUCCGGCGUCUUCUGCGGAUAUGCGCCCCGGAAGGCUAGGGAGAACGCUUUCGAUGUCCCGUGGUGAUAGGCCGGCCGGUGGACUCAUGCGGCGAUUGUCCCUUAAAGGCCAGCGUCCACAGAUAAGCCAUCCCAUUCCUAAGGACCAGUUUACACAGCGUAUGAGCUACGAUGAGCCCCGACUACGAAGGGAGAGUAUAAACCAGCUUCCGGAGCAGACAUACAGUGACGCCAAUCUCCCACGAAACCCGAGCUACGGCGACGCAGACGGCGACACUUCUUCAUUACCAAACAAGUUUGUUCGACGCCGCACCGAUCUCAGCAUUCGAGAGAUCAAACAGGCAGCAAAGGGCGGUCCAGACCAGCAUCACUUUAUUAAUAUUGAAGGCGGGUUACAUAUCACUUUCAAUUGUGAGGUCAAGCCCCGAGAUCCGGCCGGGAUCACAACUCCUUACCAUGUUCUUAUCCCGGCACUGUCGUUUGAUGGAGAGUUCGAACCGAGCAUCGAAGUCGAGAAAAAGCAAUGGUGGAAACUCGGGCACCGCAAGAACAACAGCAGUGCAGCACAAAUUGAUGGUGCUGAUCCAGCAGCAGGAGCAGUAAAGGCGGUGGAUGACGAGCAGCAACAGCCGCAGCCACAGUUACAGAAACAGCACCACCAACACCAACACCAUCACCAGCGGCGGGUCGAGAGCGAUCCCUACCGCCACUAUGGCGGUCCCGAUCAUAGGGAAGCCGGACAAGGAUACUAUGAGGAUGAGGAUGAUGACGAUAUCGACGUCCGGGGCUCUCCCCGCCACGCGCAAUAUGCAGCCCAAGGCGGUCGAUCGGGCGAGCUGUCCUCCCCCAGAGUGCUUCCCCAGCCGCCACAGCAGACUCAGGUCAAACAUCAUUAUUUCAAUGCUGCGACCAUGGACCCGGCUAAUGGCGGUGAGCAUGGAUACGAGGGGAUAGAAGCAUAUCGUCCGAGGAAGAAGAAAUGGCUGGGGAUUCUUUGA